Messenger RNA from Oreochromis aureus, 10039 nucleotides. RefSeq names its product potassium voltage-gated channel, subfamily H (eag-related), member 2b (gene kcnh2b). Gene Ontology annotation, molecular function: inward rectifier potassium channel activity. Gene Ontology annotation, biological process: membrane repolarization during action potential; regulation of ventricular cardiac muscle cell membrane repolarization; potassium ion transmembrane transport. Lineage: Eukaryota; Metazoa; Chordata; Actinopteri; Cichliformes; Cichlidae. The coding region runs from base 2541 to 6431 and encodes 1296 amino acids. The transcript has 23 exons. The record is from RefSeq and is a predicted model, not a curated record. Gene Ontology annotation, cellular component: membrane.
UGCAAAGUUUGAAAGCUCAUGUAUGAAGCAAACGAGAUAUUUACACCACAAACAUACUGUUAUUCUUUUCCCUUUACCUUUGGUUUGCGUCAAAGAGCGUUGCUGUCCUGACAGCCUCCUGGGUGUAACACAAGCCUUCCCCAGUUAGAUUUAGCGUUCAAGUCAUUUUUAAAAUAAUGUGCUCAUUUUUCCCAAAGAUGAGCUCGUCUCCUGUGUCACCGGGUCUUUAUAGGGAAUGCAAACACAUUAAAAUUAUGCAUGCCUUUAAAAUCCAUCAGCGCUCUCUCUCUGCGUUUCUCUUGGUUGCUUCAGUAAAACCUGCUGCUGCCUGCAGCUUCUACGUCUUUCGUUAACACAACUGGCAGUAUGAAAAACACCAUUUCUGCUGACAGAGUUUCAUUUACUGCGGAGCUGUUUAGCCACCGUAAGAGCUGCAAGAAGAUGUAGCUUUUAAUGGAUGUGUCAAAGUGACGCCCGGAGUUUGUUCUCUUCAUUUAUUUCAGUCGUUUAUCCAAUAUAUUGCAAGGUGCGCAUACAUUAGGAAUUCAUCAAUGAACUUUAGUUACAUAUUGACUGACAUAUUGAUUUUCCUCUCUCAUCAUCCCCUUCUUGCUUCCUCGGUCCCCUCCUUUCUUCCUCUCCUCGUCCUCGUCCUCCCUCUCUCUUUUCUUGACUAAAUAAGGGAGUUGUGAGGGGAAGGCUGAGCAGCACGCCUCCUCUGGCUUUCAGCUGCUUCAGUAAAUACUGCUGGAAGUAAUAAGAGCAGUAACCGAUGCAUUUUUAAUUCAUGCCAAAGAGUCACGUUUUGAUCGAUAGUCCUCGUCCAGCUGCAGGGCUGCAAUUUAUCACGUGUGACUAAUCAUUAAAAAUGUGAUGCUGAGGGGAAAAAAAGGGGGAAUAAGAGCGCCUUUAUGGAGCUGUGCGGGACAUUUUGAUAAAUGCUUCCACGGAGCAGCAGAGGGGCUUCAGGCCUUUGUUUGGCACUGCUGAACACAUGCAAGUUUUCCUCAGUCAGAGCCCAUCACAGGUGAACUGGUCUGCAAUCUCGUUCUAAUGGACUUCAAGGGAUUCACGAAAAGGCUGAGGAAAACGCUUUGUCUGCUGAUGCCUUCAGUGCCAUUCGGAAAAUUAACACCUCACAACAGCUAAACUGAAAUGAUGCUUCAAACAAGGUCACCACAGUUUUUAAAUCCUUGAUUAAGUAUUUAUUUCCUUUACAAAAAAACACUUAGCUCACUGAAACAUAUUUUCACCUCGUUAGUGUCCCCAACAGAUCACAAACUACUCUUGCUCCCAGUGGCUUUGACAGCAGCACACACGCUGCUGCAUUUUAAUACAAAAUGACGAAGAUUUCGUCUUUGGGACAUGAGACAACGUGGCAAGUAUUUCUGUUUCAUUUUCCCCCACAAUGACAAUAUCUAUAUCUAUAUAUGGUAUCAACAACCGUUUAUCACAAGAAAACAAGCUUGUCAGUUAAAUAAUUCAUUUGUGACAACGUAAUAAUAAUACUAAUAAUGAAUAAUAAUCAGUUUGUGUAAUUAGAUUGUACUGUUGUGUACCACGACAGUAUGUGGUUUCAUUUCCGACAUCCAACUUUGUCAUUUUUAGCCAAGUGUCUAAAUUAAUGAGACGUUACACGUUCUUAAUGUUUGGAGAAGAUUCAUAUUCAUAUUGAAUAUGAAAAAUUAAAUAUUAAAUUUUAAAUGUAAUAUUUAAAAAUAUUACAUAUAACGCUAAAACAGAAUGGAAGAGCAGCACUGGGUUUCAAUCCAUCCGCUAGAAACACAAUACCCGACGCUCCGUGAAGGCAUCAUCCCCAGCUUGACGGAAGGGGGGAACCCUUGUGACGUAGCUGAGCAGGCUGAGUGGUGAAUCCCCAUCCGACCCUCCCCGAAGCACAAUAAAGAAGCACCAGCAACGCGUUUUAAACGGCCUUUCGUUACCCACGGCAGACUCGCUGAUUCAGGAUCAGCUCAGGCAGAGAGACGCUUCACUUCGGCGCAGUGAAACGCGCUGAGCUUCAGGUGGCGAAGAGGAGGAGGUGGGAUGAGAGAGAAAUAAAGACGCACAGCUCAGCGCCAGAGCCAUGGCUCCACAGAGGUUCGUCGGAAAGCUCGCUUCACGGGAGCGGGUUGUAGUGCAGGAUGAGUGGUCCCCCGCGCUCCAGCGAGUGUGAGAGCAGGAGGAACAUCACCUGACAGGCGGCCCUCCCCUCGGGGGACACAAGCAGACACGCUCGCGCGUCUGAGGCUGGAAACUGGAGGGUAAAAAACGGCUCAGAUCCUACAGCGCGCCUCCUUUUCCAGAACUCUCCUCUUCCUCACUUUCUCGUGGAAAGAGAUUUCACUUUCUCUGCGGCCAAACUUGGGAAAACUUUGGCCCCCAGAUUCCCGCCGCUGAGCCUGGCGCUGUAGCGUCCAUGCCGGGAGCGCCGUGAGCGUCGUGAGCCCGGCUGCAGAGAUUGGAGAACUGCGCUCUCGCUGUGAUAUUAUUCAAAGUCCCGCAAAGUCUUUCGCAGCCCAGGGGCCACCGCAGCGAAGAUGCCAGUCCGGAGGGGCCAUGUGGCUCCGCAGAACACCUUCCUGGAUACCAUCAUCAGGAAAUUUGACAGUCAAAGUCGCAAGUUUAUCAUAGCCAACGCCAGAGUGGAGAACUGCGCCAUCAUUUUCUGUAACGAUGGCUUCUGCCACAUGUGUGGUUACUCAAGGGCUGAGAUCAUGCAGAAGCCAUGCGCGUGUAACUUCCUGUAUGGACCUGACACCAAGCGACUGGCUAUCGCCCAGAUGGCGCAGGCCCUCCUGGGGUCAGAGGAGAGGAAAGUGGAGAUCAACCUUUACCGAAAAGACGGCCAGUGCAUCCUGUGUAUGGUGGAUGUGGUGCCAGUGAAGAAUGAGGAUGGCGUGGUGAUCAUGUUCAUCCUCAAUUUCGAGGUCAUGACAGACGAGUCCCUCCAAGACCACAAACAGGAGCUGAACCACCGCCUGCCCACCUGGCUCGUCACAGGUCGCCCACGAGGCUUCAAACUGCGUCUCCCCCUGCUGCGCUCCCUGUCCAACAGUAAAGCUUCUCUGGACGACGCAGAGGCCGGACACAUCCCCACGGCAACGCCGGUGUCGUUACGCCCAGAGGACCACCGUAGCCCCGAGUCCUUAGGUCUGGGGGAAUUUCUGCCCCUCCCCCCACUGCCACCAAAUCACCAGGAGCAGCUGAGUGGAAGCAGGUCAGCGCUACAGAGUUGGCCUGAAGACCGCCAGGAAGACCAACGCACCUUAUUGUGCUCUGAGCCUCCAGUAGCCGUUCCACCACAUCAAACCCACGGAGCCCACCUGGUGGGUCCCCUCACCCAUUCCUCACCCUGCGUAGCACCCCACCACCGGCUCAGCCUCAACCCCGAAGGCUCGGCCUCCAACUGUUCUCUGUCGCACAGCCGCUCGCGAGAAAGCUUUCACAGCAUGCGUCGGGCCUCCUCUGUAGACGAGAUCGAGGCCAUGAGGCCGGAAUGGGAUCGGAAGAACCGGAGGCCGAGCAUCCGGCCGGCCAGCAGCAGCACCGGUGCAGUAAACAGCAAGUCGAACAUACUGAACUCCACGUCAGACUCUGACCUCAUGCGGUACCGCACCAUUUCCAAAAUCCCUCAGAUCACGCUCAAUUUUGUGGAUUUCAAACCGGACCCACUCAUUGCUCUGCCCUCGGGGGAGAUGGACAUCAUAGCACCCUGCAAACUCAUUGACCGGACACACAACGUCACAGAGAAAGUCACACAGGUGCUGUCUCUGGGUGCAGAUGUGUUGCCGGAGUACAAGCUGCAGGCUCCUCGCAUCCACAAGUGGACAGUGUUGCACUACAGCCCCUUCAAGGCGGUGUGGGACUGGCUCAUCCUGCUGCUGGUCAUCUACACCGCCAUCCUGACUCCCUACUCAGCCGCGUUCCUCCUCAACGAUCAUGUGGAAGACGUAGGCAUGCAGGGUUGCAUUUACUCCUGCUCUCCUCUCAAUGUGGUGGACCUCAUAGUGGACAUCAUGUUCAUUAUUGACAUCCUCAUCAACUUCAGGACAACAUACGUAAACUCUAAUGAUGAAGUGGUGAGCCACCCAGUGCGUAUAGCUGUCCACUAUUUCAAAGGCUGGUUCCUCAUCGACAUGGUGGCUGCUAUUCCCUUUGACCUGCUCAUCUACCGCAAUGGAGAGGAGACCACCACUCUGAUUGGUCUGCUGAAGACUGCUCGUCUCCUGCGGUUGGUUCGUGUAGCCCGAAAACUGGAUCGCUACUCCGAGUACGGUGCGGCUGUCCUCUUUCUUCUCAUGUGCACCUUCGCCCUCAUCGCUCACUGGCUGGCCUGCAUCUGGUAUGCAAUCGGUAGCGUAGAGCGGAAUGGUUCGAUUGGCUGGCUCCACACUCUGGGCGACCAGUUAGGGAAACACUUCAAUGGUUCCAUACCAGGUUCAGGACCUUCCAUCAAAGACAAGUAUGUGACAGCGCUGUACUUCACCUUCAGCAGUCUGACCAGCGUGGGAUUCGGAAACGUGUCCCCCAACACCAACUCUGAGAAGAUCUUCUCCAUCUGUGUCAUGCUCAUCGGAUCCCUCAUGUACGCCAGUAUCUUUGGGAAUGUCUCAGCCAUCAUCCAGCGGCUGUACUCUGGGACGGCCCGCUACCACACCCAGAUGCUGAGAGUCAGGGAGUUCAUCCGCUUCCACCAGAUCCCCAACCCACUCAGGCAGAGGUUGGAGGAGUACUUCCAGCAUGCCUGGUCCUACACCAAUGGCAUCGACAUGAACGCUGUGCUGAAAGGUUUCCCUGAGUGUCUCCAGGCUGAUAUCUGCCUCCAUCUUAACCGGACGUUGCUGCAGAACUGUAAGGCUUUUAAAGGAUCCACGAAGGGCUGCCUCAGAGCGCUGGCCAUGAAGUUCAAGACCACCCACGCACCCCCGGGUGAUACGCUGGUCCACGCUGGCGAUGUCCUGACUGCCCUCUACUUCAUAUCCAGGGGAUCCAUAGAGAUACUGAGAGGAGACGUGGUGGUAGCCAUCUUGGGGAAGAACGACAUCUUUGGCGAGCCCAUUAACCUGUAUCACCGACCCGGUAAAUCCAAUGCUGAUGUGAGGGCUCUAACAUACUGCGACCUUCAUAAGAUUUUGAGAGAAGAUGUUCUGGAGGUGCUGGACAUGUAUCCUGAGUUUGCAGAUCACUUCUGGAACAACCUGGAAAUCACUUUCAACCUCAGAGACACUAACAUGAUCCCAGGUUCUCCCAGCAGUGACGACUCCAACUCUGGGGGGUUCAACAAAUUAAGGAGACGUAAACUAUCAUUCAGAAGGCGCACAGAAAAAGAUGAUGCAGAUGCUGGAGAAAUAAAAAAGUCCCAUAAAUCUGUGAGACGAAGACAGCGAGAGACGGCCCACAAUCAAAAACAGGAGGAGGCGUCUAAGAGACCGUGGGGGGCACAUCGAAGCUCAGUGUCCUCACAUUCCAGUGGUGAUGAGGGGGAGGGGUCAGUAGUGACUGGUCUCGCCCCUCCCUCUGCAAUGCAAGAGAAUCCACACAAGCAAGUCCCGCCCUUUACCGAGAACACCGAGGGUGAUGGAGACCCCAAGCCUGGGAACACCUGCAAUGCCCUGUCAGGGGCAUUCUCAGGUGUGUCCAACAUCUUUAGUUUCUGGGGAGAGAGCCGGGGGAGUGGUCAGUACCAGGAGGUUCCCAGCUGCAGCCUUGCCUCCCCUCCGCCCCUCAACACGCCACUGCACAGCUUGAGCCGACAGCAACGCAACCAGCUGGACACACGCCUGGACCUGCUGCAGAAACAGCUCAACAGGUUAGAGAGUCGCAUGUCAACGGACAUCGGCGUGAUCAUGCAGCUGCUGCAGAGGCAGAUGGCGCUGGUACCUCCAGCCUACAGCGCUGUUUCAUCACCACCUCAGGCCUCACCCUACCCAGGUCCCGGUCCAGGACCCGGUCCGGGAGAUGGAGUGGUUCCUCCUGGUACACCUCUUGAGACAGACACACUGGCCUCUCUGUCACAGAUCCUGCAUUCCCAGGACUUUGAGGAGUUCCCAGCUAAACCUAUUGACUCGCUGCAGCCCCAAGACACGCCUCUGAUCAACACCAGCCAGAGCCAGCUUGCCCCUUCUGGACUGGACAGACGAGGCCCGCAUCUCGGACUAGGUGGUGGAGCUGGAGUCGUUUCAGUGGCAGUGGUAGGUUCAGGUUCAGGUUUAGGUUUAGAGUUAGGGAGUGGGGAGGGUGCAGUUUCUAGCUUAGGAGCAGGGUUAGAUUUUGGUUCAGGGGUAUGCAUAGGUGCUGGGACAGCUGCUGCAACAGGAGUCUCACCGCUGGAUCCUGAAACCCCACGGAGGCUAUCGCUCCAAGAACCACAGACACCCCUGGACUCACGGACACCACAGAGACACAGCUCCGACCCAGGGGGGAGCUAAAGAAGACGCGGGGCUGAGGGGAAGGAGAGUGGGCUCAAGGCAGGGACACAGAGAAAAUGAGACUGCUAUGUUCAGCAACUCUUUAAGUUCCUCCUGGUUCCACCGCUCCAUGUGGCACUUUGGAUUUCAGGAGACACCUACUGUACCUGCCACUUAAACCCUUUAGGGCACCCAGCUACUGUAUCUUCACUGUCAACCUCUCAAUAAGGACUCAGUGCUCAGAGAACGUGAAGCCAGGCAGGGGGUCGAGGCCUUUCAUUAUCUCUUUCUGAAGUCCCACCCUCUCCUCGGGAAACAUUUGGAGCUUUCUGAGCCCCACAAUUGUACAACCUUUAACCAAAACCACACACUGAGUGAACAUAGCCUGGUCUGGACCUCUCAGUUGUCCUUCUUAGGAUGUCGCUCUUUUCAGACUUACAUAUAAAUGACUGCUAACUUGUAGAAGAAUCCCUUUACUGCUGUAUCCAGUGUUGGAUGACUGACAAGUACCAUCGAAGACAACAUUGAACAGAAUGACGAAACAAGUAGCCAUUUACGUCUUGCACUGAAAAUCCUAUUGAUAUUAUGAUUAUUCUAUUCUAUAUGUCCAUGGCGCUUCCGAUAAACUCUCAAACUGGUAAAUUGUAGUGUUAGCUGGCCUAACAGGAGUCCUGCUGUCUCGUCCUGUCAUUGGUUCCUUCCCCCUGAAGACCUACACCCAAGAGGUGGAGCUGAUGUUCCACACUUCCCAAGAGCACACUGGAUUGGCUGGUUUGCACCUCAGGGGUGGGAACUGGAGGGUUAAAAGCCAUGAAUUUUCUUGAUGAACAUAUCAGCUGCCCUGUCAUAAACAUUGUACAGAUUUGCUAGGGAGUGAAGAACAUUUGGCACGCUUAGGCAGCGUCACAAACAGGUAAACUGGCAAACUUACAAGUUUUCCACAAGAACAGUGCACCAAAAAAUUACAAAUAAAAAAACCACAAAAAACCCAGCUUACUAAUUUCAUGAGCUAUGAGUUGUGACCUUACAGCAAAGUUGUGUUGGAUCAUCUUUGACACGAUGAAGUCAGCAGUGACUGGAUACUGGAACGCUUGGAUGUGUAACGUCACAUCAAAGCUCAUGCAUAAAGGGAAAACGUGUCGAGUGAUUCUAGUUUAUCAUAGGUUGAAUUUGCUACCUCAGAUUUCAUUGGUCCUUACUUUCUUUUUCUCCUGAGCAUGCACCCAGAAUGCUUCUACUAUGUACAUAAGCGUUUGUCAUGUGAUCCGUAAUUACACAAGUUUGCCAGUUUACAACGACCAGCCGAAUGCGCCAUUAUUCUAUGUACAGUAUAAUAUGCAAACACUGGCAAGAAGACAGGAGCGAGUGUGAUUUAAUCUUACUACGUGUGUGAUAAGUUCAGGUCCAAAGCUUUUUAUGUGUGCGUUCGUCCUUGUUUUUGUCUUUCUGUCUGCAGAGCCUGGUGUUUAGUACGUUUGCAUCCAUGCACUGUCAAGGGUCAUUGGUUUUUAAUUUCAAAGACAAGUUUUUGUCUAGAAAGAAAAAAAGAAGAUGUGAACACCUUCAUUAAACAGGCAAACGACAGUUUAGUGUUUGAAUUGAUAGCACAAACCCUUUACAAUGUUGACAUCACCACGAUUUUUUACUACAGCUGCAGAGAACACAGGAAGGAGAAACUGCACCUGACACAGUUAUGUUACAGCAUUAUUUCAAUUACCUCCUAUUUUGGGGUCCCAACAUCUGAUCCUUGUCACAAACUUUUAACGCAGAUUCUUGCAAAGGUAUGAAAAGGCUGUAAUUACUUCAUCACACCACUGCUUUAUCUAUGUGAUAAGUUUAGAAGUACAGCAUGCAAUACAUUUAGAAACAAACCAGUUUUGUUCUAGUUCAUUAGAAAUGUACUCUUUGACAGUCAUUUGAUUCAGGAUCGACUCUGUUCAGGUACAUCAAAAGGUGUUUCUGCUCCGGUUCCAUUUAACUUUACAUGCAGUGCUGUUAUAGAAGAAGCGUAGCUUCAAACUGUGGCUGCUGCCGUCCAUCUUAAAUAUCAGUCCACAGCACUUCAGUGAAAGGCUGCUCUUCAUCAGUUCAAAGCAACAGUAAAAAUGUUAUCAGUAACCAGUUGAAAGACAACUUAAUACUGAAUAAUGGGAUUUCCUUUUGUUUAUAAGUGCUUCUUUCGCAUGAGCCAUACUGUAGGUAGACACGUACAGUUGUGGUUUUAAGUUUACUGACACUCAUCAUAGACAUGAAUGUCAAGGCAAUACUGGGCUUUCAAAGAUUUCUUUAGACUACUCUUUCCCUGGCACAGGAACAGAGUUACAGAGUUACAGCGCUGACUAUCCCUAACCCUGUGCUGUAACCUAACGCAUCAGGUCGACGCAUACAACAGUAAUGUGAACGUCAUUGAGGAUUGUGGUGUAGGGAUAAAAGGAGUUUCCAGUCCCGAGGUCAGUUAGGACGUAGAAACACAAAAUAAAUCUGGUUGGAUAUUUGAGAACUCUUCUAUGAAGAAUUAGUAGAGUCCAGUUAAAAUGGUUGCAUUCAUAAGCAAGGUCCAAACAGUUUGCACUGGUUUGUGGGCAGGACUCUGGAAAAGUUGUUCCUGUUUUAUCUAUCUCACUUGCUUUAGUUUAUGUUUAGGUUACUACCCUGUGGAAACACCCGGUCACAUUUCCAACUGAUGGUUUGAGGUGUUGUGGAAAAAAUGAGACAUGGUCUCUUUCCUUUAUUAUAAUAUUCACGCUGUUCAAUGUACCAUUUCAACUGAUGUUACCACCACCAUGCUUAACAGUUGGUGGUGUUCUUGGUGUUUUUCCAAGCAAGCCUCUGGUAAAUUUCGCCAAGUUUAAUGGUGAAGGGCUUCCUUCUUGGACAACAAUUUGUCAUUCUGCUGCAAUGUAAAACUCACUUAGUUACAGACAGUGACAGUGAUGUUCCAGCACGUUACAGUUUCCUCUCAGCUGAGCGUAGAAGUUUGAGUCUGACCUCAAGCAGUACGCAGUUCUUUAGAAGUGACCCCAAGAGACUUUUCUGACUCUUUCUCAGAUCUGCACCAAGCUUCUUGGACUCUGUUACUACUGUGUUAGUCAGUCUGUCUAUAAAAUGUAAAUUUCCUGCUCUUCACAAUGUUUGUUGUGCAGUCAUUUCAUCCCAGAAAAAGAACACGUCACAGAAAUGACUGAAAGCCCGAUACUGCCAAAACAUUCAUAUCCAGAUGUCCAGAAGCACUUAUGACUAGAACUGUAAGGGUCACGAGGAUGAGUCUAGGAUUCAUUUUUAAUUACUGUAAAUGGCCUAAGGAGAAUGGCGUACACUGAGCUUACAAACUGUAUGUCAAAAAGAGAACAUCUAUGAAGGAAUAAACAGCAACAGCAACACCUUUUCUAAUGUGAUAUAGAAGAUGACGCAUACACUCUAAAAGAUAUUACUGGUCAUAUAGAGUAAAGGUGGAGUCUGGAUCUUGUACGAUCUGAUAUCCCCGUGUUGGUGUUUAUCCUGCAUUAUCAUUCAAUUCAAUUUUAUUUAUACAGCGGCCAAUCACAACAACAGUCACCUCAAGGCGCUUUAUAUUGUAAGGUAGACCCUACAAUAAUACAUACAGAGAAAAACCCAACAAUCAUAUGACC